UAAUCAAAAAUGACAGCGCCCAUGCGAUGGCGAAUAGUUAGGCCGGUGUCGUUGAACAUUUUAUACAGGGUUUACACAACCAAUAUGAAAUUAGCCUGGAAAUCACAGACUUUGUCCAAUUACCGGUACUAUAAUCAUUGAUCAGGUUAGAAUUAAGCAGAUGUACAGUAUAUACCCCGGCUAAUUCUAAAAGUAGAGUUGAGAAACUGACGGAAGAAAACCAGUAUAAAAAUCUAUCCGAUGUAGUAACACCUCUAGAACAUCGUCCAUAUAAUGAUCAAUUAAAGACAAAAGAAUUUUUGAUGAGAAGAGCUUUAAAAAAAAUAUAUAACACAAUCAAAGAUCACCGAAGAGGUUCAACUCCACAACUAGAUGAAAUAGCCAAUCAAUCAGAUGGUCAAAUAUGUCCAUUUAUAGAAGUCAAACCAUCUCCAGUUAUCUAUGGUUAUAGAAAUAAAAACUCUGUUAAUUUUGGUAAAGAUGUCAAUGGUAAUGAGAAAACAGUUGGUUAUUCUAUAGGUAAAUAUAAAGAUCAAAAUAUGGUGUAUGCUAAACCUUAUCUUCUUCCUAAUAUUUCUGAUCAACAUAAGAAUAUAAUCAAGUCUGUUGAAGAUUAUAUAAGACAGUCAUGUUUCCAUGCAGAUAGUUCUAGGUAUGGUAUAUGGAGAUCUGCUAUAAUAAGAUCGACAAAACGUGGAGAGAUAAUGUUGUGGUUUGUUUUAAAUCCUUAUUCUUUAUCGCAGGAAGAACUUGAACAUGCCAAAAAUGAGUUGAAAGAUUAUUACUCCAAUGGGCCAGGAAUAUUGGUAGGAGUUACAUCCCUUUAUUUACAGGUGUGCAAAGGAUUCACACCAAGAUUAGGCAACACAGAGACUAUACAUUUAUCAGGAACAGAAUAUAUUACAGAAGAAUUGAAUGGCAAGAAAUUUAUAAUAGCACCAGAAUCAUUCUUUCAAGUUAACACCACAGCAGCUGAAGUUCUCUUUAAAACUAUUGGUGAAUUGCUGGUUGAAAAAUCAACAAGUAAUUUACUUGAUGUUGGCUGUGGAACGGGUACUAUAGGAAUAUUAUUAUCAGAUUAUGUUAGCCAUGUAUAUGGUAUAGAUGUAAUGCCUUCAGCUAUUGAAUGUGCCAAAGAAAAUGCCAAAUUAAAUGAUAUAAAGAAUAUAGAAUUUCUAUGUGGUAUGGCUCAUACAACAUUAAAACAGAUGAUUGAAGAUAAUCACAGUGGAUUAAGAUUAGAUAAUAUGGGAGCUAUAUUAAAUCCUGGUCGAGUAGGAUUAAAUAAGAAGUUUAUUUAUGCAUUAAGGAAUUGUCCGGAAGUAAAACACAUUAUUUAUGUAUCAUGUAAACCUGCAGGAAAUGCCCUUAGAAAUAUUGUAGAUUUAUUGGUACCUGAAGAUGAAAUUAUACAAGGAAAAUGUUUUAGAGCAGAGAAAGCCUUGGCUGUAGAUAUGUUUCCACAUACUAGACACUGUGAAUUAGUGAUAUCCCUUGUUAGAUAGGACCAUCAAUAAAACAUAUUUUAUUACAUUAAACAUACAUUGUGAAUUAGUGAUAUCCCUUGUUAUAUAGCUUCAUCAAUAAAACAUCUUUUAUUAUAUUAAACAUACAUUGUGAAUUAGU
Molecule: messenger RNA, 1626 nt
Organism: Patella vulgata (common limpet)
Lineage: Eukaryota; Metazoa; Mollusca; Gastropoda; Patellidae
Product: tRNA (uracil-5-)-methyltransferase homolog B
Exons: 13
Coding region: 303-1505 (400 amino acids)
Biological process (GO): RNA processing
Molecular function (GO): RNA methyltransferase activity
Source: RefSeq, a predicted model, not a curated record